UUCCCGGAAAAUGAGGAAAUUAUUGACCCAAAAAAAAAAGAGGAAAAAAAAGGGAAAGAAGAAACGAUCGACAAGUAACGGAGCGACUGGGGGCCAAAGCUCCAUGCGACCAUGCGAGCAGCGGUAGAGCUCAGACCAUAUCCUCCCUUCCCUCUAAUUCCAUCUUUUUCCCCCUUCGGACCCUCUAUUUACAACCCCGCACCCUUCAUCCCCGCCGUCCAAUCCUCGGCCAUCCUCACAGUCGCAGCCUUAGCCUCUCCUUCUCCGUCCCCUUCAACAUCCAAUGGGGAUGGCCGGAGCCGCAGCCGCCACCGGCCGUUCAGGAAACAGGAGCCACCAGCCCACCUCGACCACAGUAUGGACAUGGACGAGCUCGUCCGGUCCAUCUCGCAGACCUCCGACGAGAAGGAGCUGUACUGCCUGCUCUCUCCCUACAAGGGGAGGCAGCUCUCGAUCCGGUUCAUGGUGUCGGUCCUCUCCCGCGAAUGCGACUGGGAGCGUUCCCUCGCGAUCCUCGACUGGAUCAACGAGGAGGCCAUGUACACUCCUUCCGUGUUCGCGUACAACGUCGUGCUGAGGAAUGUGCUCAGGGCGAAGCAGUGGGAGGUCGCACACGGACUAUUCGACGAAAUGCGCCAAAGAGCUCUCGCUCCUGAUAGGUAUACAUACUCGACACUGAUCACGCAUUUCGGGAAAGAGGGCAUGUUCGAUGCGGCGCUCUCUUGGCUACAGAAGAUGGAACAGGACCGUGUAUCGGGCGACCUGGUCUUGUACAGCAACUUAAUCGAGCUAUCCCGUAAAUUAUGCGAUUACUCCAAGGCCAUCACGAUUUUCUCGAGGCUGAAAAAUGCUGGUAUCACCCCGGACCUUGUUGCCUAUAACACGAUGAUCAACGUGUUUGGCAAGGCUAAACUUUUCCGGGAGGCUAGGCUUAUAUUAAAGGAGAUGCGGGAUGUGGGGGUUCAACCUGACACGAUAAGUUACUCCACACUUCUGAGCAUUUAUGUCGAGAAUCAGAAGUUCGUGGAGGCGCUGUCUUUGUUCUCGGAGAUGAACGAGGCCAGGUGCCCGCCUGACCUCACGACAUGUAAUGUGAUGAUCGAUGUUUACGGUCAGUUGGAUAUGGCCAGAGAGGCUGAUCGGCUUUUCUGGAGCAUGAGGAAGAUCGGGAUUGAACCGAACGUGGUUAGUUAUAACACACUCCUAAGGGUCUACGGCGAGGCCGAGCUGUUUGGGGAAGCGAUUCACCUGUUCCGACUGAUGCAGAGGAAGGAGAUUGAGCAGAACGUGGUCACUUACAACACAAUGAUAAAGAUAUAUGGGAAGUCCCUCGAGCAUGAGAAGGCCACGAACCUUGUACAGGAGAUGCAGCAGAGAGGGAUCGAGCCCAAUGCAAUAACAUACUCGACCAUAAUUUCGAUAUGGGGCAAGGCGGGAAAAUUGGAACGCGCGGCAAUGCUUUUCCAGAAGCUGAGAUCUUCGGGGGUCGAGAUUGACCAGGUCCUUUACCAGACGAUGAUAGUGGCUUACGAGAGGGCAGGUUUGGUGGCCCAUGCCAAGAGACUGCUCCAUGAGCUGAGGCGUCCUGACAACAUCCCCAGGGAAACGGCGAUAGCAAUUCUCGCAAGAGCCAGUCGGAUCGAGGAGGCAACCUGGGUCUUCCGACAGGCCCUUGAAGCGGGGGAGCUAAAGGACAUAUCCGUGUUCGCUUGCAUGAUUGAGCUGUAUUCUCGAAACAAGAAACACGGGAAUGUUGUGGAGGUGUUCGAUAAGAUGAGAGCGGUUGGGUACCUCCCCAGCUCUGAGGUUAUAGCCAUCGUCCUAAAUGCAUUCGGCAAGUUGCGGGAUUUUGAGAGGGCCGAUUCAGUGUAUCGGGAGAUGCAGGAAGAGGGCUGUAUCUUCUCAGAUGAGGUCCACUUCCAAAUGCUCAGUCUAUACGGUGCGCGGAAGGACUUCGAGAUGAUGGAGUCCCUGUUCCGGCAUUUGGAUUCAGACCCAAACAUCAACAAGAAGGAGCUACAUCUGGUUGUGGCCAGUAUCUAUGAGAGAGCGAAUAGACUCAACCAUGCAUCGAGAAUCAUCAACAGGAUGAACGCCUUAAGAUAAGAAACAUUUGUUUGCAGUAUGAGAAUAUAAGCUACCUUCCCUGUUCACAUGGACAAUUUCGACACACCUAUGAUCAAAUGCCAUCCGUUUUUAGUAUAA
This is a messenger RNA of Punica granatum (pomegranate), 2205 nucleotides long. Lineage: Eukaryota; Viridiplantae; Streptophyta; Magnoliopsida; Myrtales; Lythraceae. The record is from RefSeq and is a predicted model, not a curated record.